Molecule: messenger RNA, 1111 nt
Organism: Stereum hirsutum FP-91666 SS1
Lineage: Eukaryota; Fungi; Basidiomycota; Agaricomycetes; Russulales; Stereaceae
Exons: 2
Coding region: 85-1065 (326 amino acids)
Source: RefSeq, a predicted model, not a curated record
GCUUCUGACCGGCAAGGACGCCACUUGUCUUACCUGAAGAUACUACUGCUUUCAUACACACUGCACUGCGUGACCUGAAAUCUGAUGUCUGCCUCCGACCGGAUGUUGGGGUCGCGCGGAGAGCUUGACCUGUCGAAACCGAUCAGUGUGGCUUACCAGCUCAAGCUAUCUCACACGAGCGUCCUCGACUCUACAUUCAUCGAUGCGAAAUCACGCAGGGCCAUCUACAUGACUGCAACUCACGAGGGUGCGACCAGCCUGAUACGACUGAGUGAGCAUGGAGAGGAAACGGUCGUCGGAGAGGUUUGGUGGCAAGGUGGCCGAGGAAAUCAUGGCGGGACGGGGCACGGACUAGUGGUCGUGCACGAGCAGACAAUGCGGUUCGAGGGCUUUCUAAAGAGGUCAAAUGGCUUUCUCAAGAACAAAUGCAAGGUCUUUCAGGCCGAUGGCAUGCAUUGCCGAUGGCGGCGUGGAGCGAACUCCAGCCUAGUUUAUCCUGCCAUGCGCACCUUCUUCUGUCAGCUCACGUCUUACACCCGACCGCCCACUUCAUCUACAUCACGAAACGCGUCUUCCACCUCCGUUACGGUAUCUCCCGAGCGUAUGGUUGCGCUCUUUACCUCGCCGGAUCCAGGCAGCGUCAAUCCAGAAAUCUUGGUAUACGAUGUCGGUGCAAACAUUAUGGAUGAGGUGAUCCUGACCUGUAUCAUGGUAUGCGCCGGGAAGCUCGAGUGGCGAGAGAUUGACACGGCUGGGAGACUGAGUCGCGAAGGAUACCCAGGGCUAUCAGGUCGUUACUCCGCGUCUCAUCCUCAGCUCGGGCUCGGUCGAUCAAUUUCCAUAACGAGCUCUGCUUUUUCCCGUAUGUAUGCCACCACGGCAGUCACCGAGUCUGAAGACGACGACGAAAGACUACCGCCAGCGUAUCUUCGUUCGGUACCGGCUGGAGAGCAGACAGUGCAUAUUAUUCACGGAGAGACGGACAAUACUGACAUUGAGGAUGAUGUGGUGGCGUUAGACUCCCUGGAUAAUCGUCGAGAAGCAGCCCCGAGCUAUGAUACCUAACGAACCAUGUUCUCCCUUCCGUCCAGUUGUUCCCAUCUGUACCACC